Vigna unguiculata (cowpea) is the source of this 1190-nucleotide messenger RNA. It is a transcript of the gene AUG1, whose product is annotated as HAUS augmin-like complex subunit. The record is from RefSeq and is a predicted model, not a curated record. Lineage: Eukaryota; Viridiplantae; Streptophyta; Magnoliopsida; Fabales; Fabaceae. Gene Ontology annotation, cellular component: cytosol; HAUS complex. Gene Ontology annotation, biological process: spindle assembly.
GUUUCUGCGCGGAAAAUGUAUUUUUAAUCAGAGAAACAAAUCAACUAGCAUUUUAAAAAAAAGAAGAUAAAGCUUUAUUGCAAUGCUGUUCAAAAUAAAUUCAAAUUAUAGAGGGGAGUUUGAUCGUAAUCACGCGCCACUGAAACGACGAAAGUAGAAUGCGUUAGCCGUGUGAAUUGAUUCAUUAGAUUCAGAAGAAGAGAAGAAUGAGCGAGAAAGAGGCUAUGGCGGAAGUGAAGGAGUGGCUUGCGAAGACGUUUGAAGGCGCUGGGAAACCCGUUCCGGAAUUCGAAUACACACCGCGGAGCGUCUCGCAUUUGCACCAUCUCAUCACUCUUUCCAAAGCCAAAGACGAGGCCGCGCGCCUCGUAGCUCGCGAUUUCCGCCUCAAGGCCUCCGAGUACCGAUCCCAAGCUGCGAGGAUUAGGGAGAUUUUGGAGAAUGUGGGCUUAGCGCAGGAGAGCCUGCCCUCCAAUGUGGUUACAUCAGCACAAGUUCUAGCAAAUGUGGCCAACUUGUUGAAUAUAAGAGAUACUGAAAUGAGUAGCUUUCUUGUAGCUAUGGGUGACAUUUCCCUAAGGAAGACUGGAGUGGAGGAAAAAAGGGCUGAAGUUAACAAGGAAUCCAAGCUCCUACUUGAUUACACUAGAAAGGCAAUAGCCAGGCUAACAUAUUUGAAAAGAACACUUGCUCAGUUAGAAGAUGAGGUAGCUCCAUGUGAGGCUCAGAUGGAUAAUUGGGCUACAAAUUUACAAGUAAUGGCCGCAAAAGAAAGACAGUACGUGCAACAAUGUGCCAACUACAAGGCGGUGCUGAAUCAUGCAGGUUAUACCCCCGAGGUUAGCCAUAGCGUUUUGGUUGAAAUGGCUGAGCAUAGAAAGGAGCUAGAGAAGAAAACUAAGCCCAUCCUUGAUACUCUGAGGAGUUACCAAGAUUUGCCUCCGGAUAAAGCUUUGGCUGCCUUAGCAAUUGAGGAUAAGAAAAGGCAAUAUGCUGAUGCUGAGAAGUAUCUUGAAGAUGUUUUGCAAUCUGCUCUUGCCAGUUCUGAGUGACAUAUUACUAAAAUUUUUAAAGCCUUUUUCUUUGUAAAUUUUCUUGCUUUCAAGAUUCUGAUUUUUCAACUUCACUAAAGAUAUCUAUGGACAAGUGUCACUUAAGUUGCCUUUCACUGGACAUAUUGUUGCAUAUAA